AGCAGUGAAUAGCGGUAAGAAGACAAAGCAAGAGAGGACAUAAGCAGACGAAAAGAAACGGGGAGAAAGAGAGAGAGAGAAAAAGAAGACAGUAAAGAAAAGAAAAACUUAAAAAGAAAACUGAAAGUUGUUUCUUGGCUGGGAAGCCAUCCAGCAGGCAGCAGUGACUUCAGUUUGUGGCAAAGUGAAUGGACAGAACCAGCGUGACUGGGAGUCUACUGGGAGUACAGACUGGUUUUCUACCCACAGUGAGAAAACUGCCAAACACCAUGGCUGACAACAUGAAUGAGGAGUUAGAUUAUAACCCGGGGAAAGAUGAGCUGGACUGGGGCUACGAAGAAGGUGUAGAGUGGGGACUCCAUUUCCCUGCAGCCAACGGCGAGUACCAGUCCCCAAUUAACUUAAACUCCAGAGAGGCCCAGUAUGAUCCGUCCCUCCUAGAUGUCGGUUUAUCACCAAACUACGUGGUUUGUCGAGACUGUGAGGUAAUCAACGAUGGACACACCGUCCGCAUCAUUCUCAAGUCCAAGUCAGUGGUUACUGGGGGUCCAUUGCCUAGUGAUCAUGAAUAUGAACUUCAUGAGGUUCGAUUCCACUGGGGUAAAGAGAACCAGAGAGGAUCAGAGCACACUGUCAACUUCAAGGCUUUCCCCAUGGAGCUCCACCUGAUUCACUGGAACAGCACUCUGUUUAACACUUUGGAGGACGCUCUGGGAAAGAAGAAUGGAGUCCUCAUCAUAGCUCUUUUUGUGCAGAUUGGUAAGGAGCAUCUGGGUCUGAAGGCCAUCACUGAAGUUCUGCAGGACCUACAAUACAAGGGGAAGAGCAAAAUAAUCCCAUGCUUCAACCCGAACACUCUGUUACCUGACCCAUUAUUGAGAGACUACUGGGUGUAUGAAGGAUCUCUGACCACCCCACCUUGUAGUGAAAAUGUGACCUGGAUCCUCUACCGCUACCCUCUCACCAUCUCACAAUUGCAGAUUGAGGAGUUUCGGAGGCUGCGGUCCCAUGUUAAAGGGGCCGAGCUGCCAGAAGGGAAUGAUGGGAUGCUGGGGGACAACUUCCGUCCCACCCAGCCACUCAGUGACCGUACGGUUCGUGCUGCCUUCCAGUGACUCUCACUUGCCACUUCCAACUCAGAAAAACAAUGGGACCUACAGAUACAAGUGUUGAAGGAGAGAAGAAAGAUGAGGUGUGAAGAGAGGAACGGAAAGAGAAGGAGAGAGGGGGAAACUUGAUGUGGUUGUAGAUCCGCUGCGGCCUGAAGGUGGACAAAGAAUCUAUAGCAUGCAUACCUUCACCAUGUGUUUUUGUUUGUGUAUGUGUGUGUGCGUGUCCGUCUAUGUGUGUGUAGGUGUGUUGCUGUGUUUUUUCUGUGUGUGUGAGUGUAUCAUCUUCCCUGUACUGCCAUGUUUAUCUGCUCUGUGUGUGUACUAUAUGUGAGAUGGUAGAUGGUAGGAGGCUUUAUAACCAGACUGUCUCUACUGACAAAACAAGAGGAAACAUGAACCACAGAUAUACCUGUACACACACACAAACACACACACACACACACACACACACACACACACACACACACACACACACACACACACGCACACACGCACACACACACACACUGAUGAAUGAGAUACAGUGUGAAAGAGUGUGACAGAAACACUGAAAGGCACCCACACAGCUUCACACACGUAGCACUCAACAUGUGCUGUAUACACAUUAUGUGCGUACACCUGAGGCUGGUCAUUAUGCAUUACAGACUGACCGGAUCAGACCUGACUGACCGGUUGGACAAGUUAAACACACAGUUUACUAACUCUACUAACUAAAUGUUUCGUUUUGAAUCAGAUAAAUCAGAAAAGGAAGUCAACCUGAAACUUUACAUUAUAAAGCUUUAUGUCAGCCUAUCAGGGAAUGUAAACAUGAGAGUUUCUGAAAGCAUGAGAAGAACCACAGACCACUAAACCUGUAGGAAAAUAGCUGCAAAGCCACCAUCACACAUUUUCUGUCAUCUCUCUUCUGCCUAUUAUAUUUCCAUGCGUUGCUCGUGAUUUUCAUCACUGUCAUUGUUGACGGUCAGAAACAGCCUGUCUUGGAAACUUUUGACAUUUAAUUUCUUGUGUUCAUUCAGCAAAAGCUCUCCUGACAUUUUUCAGUUCAAACUGAGUAAAGAUACAAAGUCAAACUUUGGUUGGAAGCAUUUGUAUCACUGUCCACAUUCUCUGUCUUCAUUCUUUGAAACAGGUUUAGUGUCCUUCCAUUGAUAAAAGAAUACUGUCAAGAAUUCUUUUUUUUGGAUUGAAAAUUGCCACAUGUAAAUGACAGUCAAUGUUAUGUUGACUGUUAGCAGCUUUAAUACAGAACGGUCAGCUUUGCUGUUAGCCUUCAGAGCCUCCAACACCACCAGUGUACCACCAGUGGGACUCUACUCUCAUCACUCCCUUCAUAUUGUUUUAGGGUGCGGGGAGGAGUACAAGCCCUGCUAUGGUGUGUGUGAGUGUGUGUGUAUGUGUGUGUGUGUGUGUGUGUCUUUAGUCUCUUCAAGGUACUGUGUCUGACAAGCUGAGCUGAAAUAAACGGUGAGAACUGAUGACUGUUACUGUAAAGCACCAAUAAACUACAACACUGACUUAUUAAACACUGAACUAAAAUGGUGUUUUUGUUUCUACGUUAAACCAAAGGUCAGAGGGAUCUGGCUUUCAUGAACACUAAUCAGUAGUGGUAUUAAAGGGCAAAGCUGUUCUGUGUAUCCAAAGCCUGAUAUAUCUUAUUCCAAAGCUACAGAGCACCAUUGUUGUCCAAAAACUAAUACAAACAUUAAUCAGUGGGCCACAUUGUUGCACUGGGUUGACAUGUUCCUUCAUUACCGUGAACACACACACACACACACACACACACACACACACAC
This is a messenger RNA of Xiphias gladius (swordfish), 2905 nucleotides long. RefSeq names its product carbonic anhydrase VIII (gene ca8). Bases 189 to 1115 code for a protein of 308 amino acids. Gene Ontology annotation, molecular function: zinc ion binding; carbonate dehydratase activity. NCBI's taxonomy places the organism in Eukaryota, Metazoa, Chordata, Actinopteri, Istiophoriformes, Xiphiidae. The record is from RefSeq and is a predicted model, not a curated record. The transcript has 9 exons.